GGUGGGCGGGGCGCUGCGGUCGGGGCGGGGCCGUGGCGCGGCCGGUGCAGGGCGGGAGCGGCGGCGGCGCGGCCGGGGCCAUGGCGUGGUCCCGGUACCAGCUGGGCCUGGCCGCCCUCAUGCUGCUCACCGGCUCCAUCAACACCCUGGCGGCCAAAUGGGCCGAUAACUUCAGCGCUCCCGGCUGCAGGGGUUCGGAGGAGCACGGUUUCCAGCAUCCGUUCCUGCAGGCCGUGGGCAUGUUCCUGGGGGAAUUCUCCUGCCUGGGGGUGUUUUACCUGCUGGUGUGGAGGGAUCGGCGGAGGCCGGAGCCCAGCACGGCGCUGGCACAGCCCUUCAACCCGCUGCUCUUCCUGCCGCCCGCCCUCUGCGACAUGACCGGGACCAGCAUCAUGUAUGUGGCCUUAAACAUGACCAGCGCCUCCAGCUUCCAGAUGCUGCGAGGGUCCGUCGUCAUCUUCACCGGGCUCCUCUCCGUCGCCUUCCUGGGCCGCAAGCUGGAGCUGAGCCAGUGGCUGGGGAUCCUGGUGACCGUGGUGGGGCUGGUGGUGGUGGGGCUGGCAGACCUGCACAGCUCCCAUGGCCAGAGGCACAAGCUCAGCGACGUGAUCACCGGUGACUUGCUCAUCAUCAUGGCGCAGGUGGUGGUCGCCAUCCAGAUGGUGCUGGAGGAGAAGUUCGUCUACAAGCACGACGUGCACCCGCUGCGGGCAGUCGGCACCGAAGGUUUUUUCGGCUUCCUCAUCCUGGCCCUGCUCCUGGUGCCCAUGUACUACAUCCCCGCGGGCGGUUUCAGCGGGAACCCUCGCCGGACGCUGGAAGACGCCCUGGACGCCUUUUGCCAGAUUGGUCACCAGCCCCUGAUCGCGCUGGCGCUGCUGGGGAACAUCGGCAGCAUCGCCUUCUUCAACUUCGCCGGCAUCAGCGUCACCAAGGAGAUCAGCGCCACCACCCGCAUGGUGCUGGACAGUCUCCGGACCCUCGUCAUCUGGGCCGUCAGCUUGGCCGUGGGCUGGGAGACCUUCCAUGGCCUAGAGGUUUUGGGGUUCGGGGUGCUGCUGACGGGGGCUGCUCUGUACAACGGGCUGCACCGGCCGCUGCUUGCCCGGCUGCGCCGGCGCGGGGACGAGAGCAGUGGCGCCGAACGGGAGGGUUUGCUGCAUGGGGACAGCACGGCCAUCAACAGCGACAGCUGAGCCACGCGCCCGUGUGACCCUGGGCUUUAUUUCCCUGGAUUGUUGUCCCCUCCUCGGGGGGCUCGGCGUGGUGGUGGGGACACGGUGGGGGUGGGGACACCGUGGUGGGGCCAGCGGCCACUGUCCUGCUGUUAUUUGCAGGAUAAACCUGUCCCUGCCUUGCUGGGAGGGGACAGCGGCGCUGGGCAUGUCCUUCCUUGUCCAGGGGGGAGAUAUUGAAGCCUCUGCCCCUGUUCCCAAGGGGCUCCGGUGCUGGGGGGCUGUGGGGGGUUGGGGCUGGUCCCGCUGCUCCCCAACUUGUGUCUCCCCCCAGUAAAGAGCAUCUGCCCGUGA
Messenger RNA from Columba livia (rock pigeon), 1529 nucleotides. It is a transcript of the gene SLC35F6, whose product is annotated as solute carrier family 35 member F6. Gene Ontology annotation, cellular component: intracellular membrane-bounded organelle; membrane. The record is from RefSeq and is a predicted model, not a curated record. Gene Ontology annotation, biological process: transmembrane transport. Gene Ontology annotation, molecular function: transmembrane transporter activity. Lineage: Eukaryota; Metazoa; Chordata; Aves; Columbiformes; Columbidae. The transcript has 6 exons. Bases 81 to 1196 code for a protein of 371 amino acids.